ACUCUUCAGGUGAACCAUGAAGGAACCAUUCAAGUUCUUCCGACCUUGGGAAGACAAAACAGCUUCAACACAAAUUAAUACACCAAUUCUGAUCUAUUGGCAUCUAGUACCAACCACUUCUACCUCCUACUUACCUCUGAUGCACAUGCCUGAGACCUUCAUGAAGCCGCUAGAAACGAACUGUUCAACGGCGUCACCUCUACCCUUGUCAACGACAGCUCUGCCACCGACUAAGCGACUGUGCGUUCGAUGCAAGUGUGCAUUUUGUCGUAUGCGGAAAGCUGGUGAAAUAACAAGCGAUAAACCAGUACACAUAUGUGACUUCCCAAACUGUGGGAAAACAUACAGAAAAACGAGCCACUUGAAGGCUCAUUUGAGAUCCCACAUUGGCUCACGACCAUUUGAAUGUCACUGGUGGCAAUGCGACAAGAAAUUUUCACGCUCGGAUCAGCUACAGCGACAUUUGCGAGCUCAUACUGGUGAACGACGACAUGUGUGCUCCAUUUGUGGAAGAAGUUUUGCUCGAUCCGACCAUUUGAAACAACAUCAGUCCAGUCAACACAGUACAGACGAACCCGUGGGAAAUCGAUAAUCAUUCUUCAACUUUUCACUUCCAUUCUCUCGUCAGUAUUUACCAGUCAGCUUUCAAGUUUUAUUAAUUCGACAAUCAUUCUUCUUUGCAAUACUAACUAAACUUCCAUGAACUUAUAUCAUCGUGUCUACCGCAUCGUUUCGUAACUUAAAAAGCCCCAGGUGAGACAAUGUGACCCACGGGUGGGUCGAAGCUUGAUUUCGAUAAAAUAGCU
Cylicocyclus nassatus is the source of this 806-nucleotide messenger RNA. The record is from the annotation of a GenBank genome assembly. Lineage: Eukaryota; Metazoa; Nematoda; Chromadorea; Rhabditida; Strongylidae.